Bubalus bubalis (water buffalo) is the source of this 5491-nucleotide messenger RNA. It is a transcript of the gene LRP2BP, whose product is annotated as LRP2 binding protein. Lineage: Eukaryota; Metazoa; Chordata; Mammalia; Artiodactyla; Bovidae. The coding region runs from base 1554 to 2600 and encodes 348 amino acids. The transcript has 10 exons. Gene Ontology annotation, molecular function: protein binding. The record is from RefSeq and is a predicted model, not a curated record.
CCCAGGCCCUGUUGCGCAUGCGCCAUGAAAGACCGGGGUCGGGACUGCCGGGUUUCACCCGCCGCCAUGAGGCGCUGAGAGUUCGGCACGUUUCACGCUGCUUGUGCCCAGCUCAUUAGUCCCUCUGGGGAAGCGGAAGUCGCGGGUGGAGGUUUUGGUUUCUGCUGGCGCGCACGUAACCAGGAAAUGAGGGAGCUACCAGGAUCUUGAUCUUGGGCGGCAGCGCCUUUGGAAGCUGCUACUGCGCUUGGUGCUGGACCCCCGCGGCCCCAGCCUCUGGCUCCUCAGGAAAGAAAGUUCCUGAGUCAUCGUGUUCAAAGCCGCCCUAGGCUUGCCUCUGUCCCUCAGGCCCUGGACAUUUAGGAAAGCUAGAGCUUGAGGGGGUGUGGGGGGGUAGGGGUGGUGGUGGAGGGGCGCCUAACGUGAGCUAAGGGGCUAGGUUUUCCCACAGGACUGCUUCACCCUCACCCCAAAAUGACACCGUGCCCUUUCCGGGAGUGACGUAAAGGGAGCCCGCCAUUGUAAUGUGGCCCCUCAGAGACAGGUCAGGCACAGUGCUGGACUUGUCGCCUGGGGAAAUGGUGGUCCCAGCUCUUAGCCCUGAGCUCGCUGAGACGGGAGCCCCGCACUCUUCGUGAGGAGUUAGUGCAUAAACGAAAAGACCGGGCCAUGGACGUUGACCACUGGCGCUCUUCCCCGUGGGCAGGGCUGACCGUACCUCAGAAAACUGUAGAAACAAGACAUCCUGACUUCAAAGCCAUAGCCACUGACUAUUUUAUCUCUGGACAGUUCCUAAGCAGUUUUUUUUUCUUCUUCCCCAGGUUAAUCUAGCUAAAAGCUAAAGUUCCAACCAUGUAUUUAUUUUCCCUAAUAUCUUAAUCUGUUCCCCUCUAUGUGCUGGUACCUUUUGAGAGCAAGACUGAAAGUUUAUUCUUUUUUUGGAGAACAAGCUCAGUGUCCUCUGAAAAUAGAUGGGUGGCCUUUUUGUUCUGAUUUUGGAUACAGUUUCUUGUUUAUUUUGUAAUAAGAGCCAUAAACUAAUUUUGCAGUAAUUUAUAUUACUAGAUUUAUGCAGUUGAUCCAAGGUGUCGACUUAGAGAAAAAUGUGCAGCAUGAGAGGUGUGAGUUAAAGUUUAUUCAGGGUUUUACUGAGGACUGUAGCCCCAGAGACAGCCUUCAGAUAGCACUGAGGAACGACGCCAAAGAGGUGGGGGUGGGGAAGCUAGUUUAUAUGUGGUUUUUUGGAUGUUAGGGAAUACAUGCAGUCAACAUGUAUCUUGGUAAAAAAAUCACGGCUAGUUACAGAGAACAGAUACUCCAAGUUAAUGAUUAUAGUGCUUUUCUAUGUAUGGGAAGCAGAAUUCAUUAAAAUUCUUCGGGAAAUGCAUUUAACUAAGGGCCUGGUUGUCCAAAACACAGAGCAUCCCCUUUUCAUCUUUUAUUUCCUCUGUAUGAAGCACUGAGUGCACCUCCUGUUACCACCUUAAUCUCUUCAUCUGAAGUAUCCAGUGCCUUGCUGCCUCAAAGACUUGAAUACCCACUGUGGAGACAGGAUGAAGUUGACCAGUGAAAAGUUGCCCAAGAACCCCUCAUAUACUUCUCUAUCCCACUUCGCUGCUAAGAAUGCAAAAGUCUUCCAGUGGAGAAAGGAAAAGACUGAUCAUUACAGCCAUGCUAAUUUGGUGGAUAAGGCCUUGCAGCUCUUGAAAGAAAGGAUAAGAAGAGGGGAUACUAUGGCAUAUUUUCUACGAGGUCAACUGUACUUUGAAGAGGGAUGGUAUGAAGAAGCAUUAGAACAGUUUGAAGAAAUCAAGGAAAAGGAUCAUCAGGCAACUUACCAGCUAGGAGUGAUGUAUUAUGAUGGCCUGGGGACAGCUGCAGACUCUGAAAAAGGAGUGGAAUAUAUGAAGAAAAUUGUUGAUUCUCCAUGCCCCAAAGCAAGACACUUAAAAUUUGCAGCAGCUUACAACCUUGGAAGAGCUUAUUACGAAGGAAAAGGUGUUAAACGAUCAGACAAGGAAGCUGAAAGACUGUGGCUUUUUGCUGCAGACAAUGGGAACCCAAAAGCUAGUGUGAAGGCUCAGAGUAUCCUAGGAUUGUAUUACUCAACAAAGGAGCCCAAAGAGCUUGAGAAGGCAUUUUAUUGGCAUUCAGAAGCUUGUGGCAAUGGAAACCUGGAGUCCCAGGGUGCCCUGGGGCUCAUGUACUUCUAUGGACAAGGUAUCCGCCAGGACACUGAGGCUGCCCUGCACUGCCUGAGGGAAGCAGCGGAGCGUGGCAAUGUCUAUGCUCAAGGGAAUCUCGUGGAAUAUUACUAUAAGAUGAAGUUCUUUACAAAGUGUGUUGCAUUUUCCAAAAGGAUCGCCGACUAUGAUGAGGUUCACGACAUCCCCAUGAUAGCCCAGGUCACGGACUGUCUCCCGGAAUUCAUCAGCAGAGGCAUGGCCAUGGCCUCUUUCUACCACGCGCGGUGUCUGCAGCUCGGCUUGGGGGUCACAAAGGAUGAGGCGACAGCCAAACGCUAUUAUUCUAAAGCUUGUCGUCUGAAUCCUGCAUUGGCAGAUGAACUUCACACUUUACUUAUUCAUCAAAGAAUUUAGAUCACGAUGCAUUUCAACAAAGAUCAUCGAUUCUAACAGCUUAGAAUAAGAUGGACACUUCAAGUAAUUGCUGUGAAGUUCCUGGGCUUGCUGACCUCACUCUGCUUCUCUUCUCUGAAUGUCUUUUCUGUGUCGCUGUGAAUGAUCAUUCCGAAGUACAAUAUCUUGGUUUGAGAAAAGCAUCAAAGAGCUGUAGCUAACAGAAUCUCAGAGAUAAAAUUUGCUUUACUAAUUUUUAAUCAUUUCUCUUUCAGAACUUAUGUUUUAUAUCAAGAACUUGGCAGGUAUGCUCUAACAAUGAUAUAAUCAAUGCCAUUUUAAUAUACAUUUACAUAGUAUUUUUCUUUCAUGGAUUUCAAACUGAAUUUCUGCUUAAUUAGUUUCUUUCAGUAUUCCUGGAGGGUAGAAAGGGGAAGUGUUUCCUUAUCACUGCAUAAUAUGGUAAAAUGCAGGAAAAUUAAGUCCUUGUCCAUGCCCUACUACUGAAAACAAAGCAACGUCCGUACACCUGACGCCCGCCCUAGUCCCCAAGACUUGAGGACACAGUCAAGUCCUGAGCAGCACGAAGUAACUUCCCUCCUCUUUGUUUCUCCAUCUCAUUCCUGCCUGUCUUUCAAAAUUUAGCUCCCAUCCCAAAUGCCGAAUACAGCUUUUUAAGCACCCAUUUGGCUCUUCUCACUCAAGUAAAAAUCAUAUUUUUCACAUUCAUUCUGGGAGAAUGGCACAACCUUUAUACCUCCUUACAGAAGAACUCACAUGCACAACAUUUUCUGCAAACAAGGCACUUGAUAUAUAUCUGAACUGUCUUCAGUGUUUCAAAUUAUUUUUUGAGAGAAGGAUACAAGCAUCUUAAAUAUCAGAGUUCUGAUUCAUUUUUAUAAUUUAUUGCUUCAAAUGCUUCAAACUAUGGGAAAUCUUUGGUAAAAAUAAAGACAGGAAAAUUUUCACAAUAACUUCACACAAAGCAUUGCACAACAAUAUUCAGUACACACAAACAGAGGAAUGUUCAGAGUCCUCAGCGAGGAGAUUAACUGUACAAUGUUCAGAGUUCUUCAUUUAAAACAAAACUUCAUAAAUAUUUAAAAUAUUUCCUAGGUUCUUAUCACAUAUCAACAUUUAUAUUUCAAACAGUAUGUUGUCCUUUAAAGGAUUUAUAUUAAAAUAAAAAUAAUUAACAAGUGUUGUGGUUUUUUUUUUUUCUGUUGCCUAAUAUACAGCAUCAAGUUUCCUCCCCAAUUCUGCUUCAUUCACAUAAAACUAGAGGGAAGUAACUAAAAGUUCAGUAUGGUUCUCAGUCAAGCCCUCUGUGGAAAAGAGGAAAAUGUUUCAUGUCUAUUAGUACAGACAUUUCUCUGGUGGUUUAUUUGUGCAGUCUCAAACCUGACAAGCUUUAAGUUGAUCUAAAUGAGUUCUCAGCUCAGGACACAAUUCAGUUAGCAGCAGUUCCAUCAGCACCUGAACCAACAAAGAAAGAAAGAAGAAGUCUUUUUCUCUGAAGAUUUAUUCAGAUAUCUACAUCUAAGACUAAAAUUUUAUUUUAAGCCUGAGAUGCUCCUCACUGAACAAGUUACUCUCCAAAGGAAUCCGUAUUCUAUAAACUCCAUUCAGAUUGAUUUAUUUCAUGGUCCAUUAACCAUCAUCAGACCAUCAGGGGUAUUUAAUAUUGCUCACUAUGAUAAGACAGACAGCUAGGAAACAGUUUGCUUUGUUGAAAUAACAAAGCGAAGCAGUCAGGCAGAGAUGUUACAGCACAAGAGAGAAACAACAGCAGGCUGGGAAGAGGAGGUGGCAUCCACUGGGAGUGGUUUUUUUUUUUUUUUAAAGCAAAUUGAAGAGACAAAAAUACAGCAGAGAAAAUGGGUUCAGAGUUAUAAGUAAUAAAAAUGAUUACAAGUAUAAAGAAUUAAAAUCUACCCCCGUAUGUGAACAGAAAUGUACAACUGAAGAAACAGUGAAUCCUCUGGGAGGCUUUACUCACAUAUAGCAGGUGCUUAUUGGCUCUCUUUUCUUGAAGUGCAUUGAAUAUUUUUAUUAUACCAUAACGGGCAUUUUGCUGUCCAACAAGGCUCUGAAGCAUAUCUGAAAAAUUAAGUUUAUAUUCCAAGCUGCUACUGAUACAAGUGCACCGUGCGCAGACCUCCAGUGAGAGGCCAUGCCCUGCGCACACGGCACAUAAAGGCGCUGAGGAACAUGAGGGGUGGGUUCUUGCCAGCGUUUCAGGAAAAAAUAGUUUUUUGACAGGCAUUUAUACAGACUAUAAUUUUAAUACCCCAGUUAAAACCAUAGCUCUCAAAACAGGGGGGUUUAAAGUAUAAAAUUCUAAAAUAUUGUUAUCUAAUGUUAUCUAAAACAUUGUUCUAGUGAAAUUAUAACCAGUACUGUUCUUUUGGGGACUCUUCAGUAUAAUUUCUUAGCAAGGGAGAAGACAUGAUUUGAAAGAAAAAGGUAUGAUCACUUUUUUUCACUGUAAAUAAUGUUUCCUAAGUGGCAGAUGCCUUAGUGGGGCUGACGACACUCCCUUUCUCUCCGACUUUCAGGAGCAGAACCCAGGCCUCACCUGGAAUGUUCUCGAGCAGCUUCUGCUGGGCUCUCUGCUUUGUUUCCUGGCUGCGCGCGCGGCUUUGUUCUUGGCGUGGGAUUGUGUUUGGCGGUGCCAGCUUCCCAUUGGGCCAAAAAGCAUCCCGGAAAAGGUUGAUGUAGUAAACCAACAUUUGCUCACUGAAAAUCCAGUUCACUGUGUCCCGAAUUUGUCUUUUAAGAGAAAAAUAUGUCUCAGAUGAGGUUUUUAAAAAUUGUAUUCUCUGUUUCUCAAAAGGCAUUCAUCAGUGGGUAGGUUAAGAUACAGUGUGAUGUAGGCGUUUGAUGAAUAAACUAGGAAUUGGAUUUUUAAA